CCCCUAUUUAUUUGUUUCUUCUCCGACUCUAGGGUUUACUCGGAGGGCACCAACAAUGGCGACGAUGGAGGGGAAUCAUCGCAAUUAGAUCGCGCGCGAUGGAGGAGGAAUCAUCGGAUCGCGGCGGGGAUACGACGAGGGAGGCGAAGGCAACGAGCCACAAGGGCAAAUCGUGCAAGGGUUGCCUCUACUACUCCUCUCUCCUCAAAUCGGAGUCGCGCGGGCCCAUGUGCUUCGGAAUCUCCCGCACUCACCCACAAGUUCCUAGCUACGUAGUGGGAGAAUCUGAUAUGCAAGCUGCGAAAGAUGGCCAUAGCCUAUCAGACUUCAAGUACGUCUGUGUUGGUUACUCAGUUUUCUUGGACAACAAAGACAGUCCUAGUGAGAAGCGAGAAAACCAAGCAGAAUUGCCUUCUUGUGUUGGAAUUAAGGUAUUAGUGGAUAGAAGACCCUCUACUGCCUCUCAUGCGCCAUCUUAUGUUCACAGGGAAGAUACUGGAGCACGUGCUCAACCGCGAGGAUACAAACCUGGACACUCUUCUGUUGAGGAGUUCUUGAGCAGGCUUUCUAGGAAUGCUGGUCUCGUGGCUUCAAGCGCGGCUCGAAACCUACAAAAGGUGGGCAACUACGUCAAAGAAAAUAUCGACGACAUAUUGUAUCCUUACCGCCGGCCACCCAAGUAAGCUCCUGCCCCCAUUCCUCAUGCUCAUCUAAAUUGAGGAGUAAACAAAGCAAGGGAUUAAUACUAUAAUGUGUAUUUUGAUUCAUUUACUUCCAUGUGAAUUUGUAACUCCUUUCCAAGGAUAGCUCCAUCCCAUCAAGUAGACAUGACAUGGUUCGGUAAAUUUUGCUUGUUAUGGUCUCAAUUGCUCUGAUACUAAAAAGAAAGAGCUUGUUGAACCUAAAAGAUGGAUCAAGUUAGUUUUACUGUCAAUAUUAAUGGUUCUCAAUUCACAUGGUGGAUUACAUUUUAUGCUUUAGAUGUGGCGUCUAUGCUCGUCUGAGCUUACCGUAAAAUUGUUGGCAUGAUUCUGAACGCUGUAUACUGUGUGUUCUGUUCAUCAAAAUCUGUAAAGAUACCAAUUAUGUGGUAUUCAUUGAAGGUUUUUUAUCGA
Messenger RNA from Ananas comosus (pineapple), 1115 nucleotides. RefSeq lists its product as uncharacterized. The coding region runs from base 99 to 683 and encodes 194 amino acids. The transcript has 5 exons. Lineage: Eukaryota; Viridiplantae; Streptophyta; Magnoliopsida; Poales; Bromeliaceae. The record is from RefSeq and is a predicted model, not a curated record.